This is a messenger RNA of Bombyx mandarina (wild silkworm), 984 nucleotides long. Its product is annotated as cuticle protein 7-like. The record is from RefSeq and is a predicted model, not a curated record. Gene Ontology annotation, cellular component: extracellular matrix. NCBI's taxonomy places the organism in Eukaryota, Metazoa, Arthropoda, Insecta, Lepidoptera, Bombycidae.
AUGUUUAAGGGUUUCUAUUAUUUUAAUUCUAUAUAUCGCGAUUUAUAUCCUUUUAUUUUACAGGUAUUGAUUCUAGUAGGACUUGUGGGUGCAGUUGUUGCCGAGCAUGCGUUCUCAUCGCAGCAUAUACACAAACACGACGGGCAUCAUGAAACCGUCCAACACGGACAUGGAGACAAGCACCACCAUGACUAUUAUACUCAUCCAAAAUACGAGUUUGAGUACAAAGUAGAGGACCACCACACUAAAGACCACAAGAGUCAGCACGAGUCCCGCGACGGUGACGCCGUGAAGGGAUACUACGCGCUGCAUGAACCCGACGGUUCCGAAAGACAUGUCCACUACCACGGCGACAAACACAGCGGAUUCCACGCAGACGUGAAGCACAGCACUCAUCAUAUUUACCACCAUCAUCACUCACCCGCUGUGUUUAUCGGCGCUGUACUCAACAGUCCUGAUGGUACCAUCGGCUUCGUGCAGACUGUACACGCCCUUCACGACGUCACCGUCACGGGUCUCGUGCUGGUACUUGUUGUCGCCGGUGUGAGGAUCCUCUACUUUGUACUCAAAGGCGGUUUCUAUUAUUUUAAUUCUAUAUAUCGCGAUUUAUAUCCUUUUAUUUUACAGGUUUUGAUUCUAGUAGGACUUGUGGGUGCAGUUGUUGCAGAGCAUGCGUUCUCAUCGCAGCAUAUACACAAGCAUGACGGGCAUCAUGAAACCGUCCACCACGGACAUGGAGACAAGCACCACCAUGACUAUUAUACUCAUCCAAAAUACGAGUUUGAGUACAAAGUAGAGGACCACCACACUAAGGACCACAAGAGUCAGCACGAGACCCGCGACGGUGACGCCGUGAAGGGCUACUACGCGCUGCAUGAACCUGACGGUUCCGAGAGACAUGUCCACUACCACGGCGACAAACACAGCGGAUUCCACGCAGACGUGAAGCACAGCACUCAUCAUAUUUACCACCAUCAUCAUUAG